Molecule: messenger RNA, 2201 nt
Organism: Diachasma alloeum
Lineage: Eukaryota; Metazoa; Arthropoda; Insecta; Hymenoptera; Braconidae
Product: glutathione synthetase
Exons: 11
Coding region: 273-1703 (476 amino acids)
Biological process (GO): glutathione biosynthetic process
Cellular component (GO): cytosol
Molecular function (GO): glutathione binding; glutathione synthase activity; ATP binding
Source: RefSeq, a predicted model, not a curated record
AUUUUUUGAAGAAUUUAUGGCCUUUCUCGAUCCCAAGGAAGAACACGUGUUUCAUCACUAAUAUAACUCAUCGUCAUCACUUCGCAUCUCACAAUAAAUAAUGAUUAAUUAAAACCCGUGUCAGUCGAGGGAGUGCCUGCAACAUUGAACAGUUACCAAUCUAGUGUUCAUCUAAACUAGUGUUCAUUUUGUUUGUUUAUUUAACAGUUUUGCUGUUAUUUUUUUAAAUUGUUUUUCGUUAUUUAUACGUCCAGUUGAUUUAUUCGCGGAGUAUGGAGACUAGGAUAUUGAGUAGUUGUGUUGAUGUGCCACUGACAGGAGAUACUCUCGACGAAAUUGUUGACAAGGCCAAGGAUUUUGCGCUGAUAAAUGGUGUGUGCAUGCACUGGAAGCAAAAUUUCGACAGAAAUCGAGUGCAGAUAGCCAAGUUCACAUUACUCCCAACGACAUUCCCCACUAAUGAGUUCUCCAAGGCCCAAGACAUACAGUUUAUCGUCAAUAAGUUGAUUCACAAAGUGGCCUAUGAUCAUGAGUUCCUCGUGGAGGCAUUGAAAAGUACAAUUGAAACGGAUGAACUGACCUCAGAAUUGUUUAAAAUAUAUAAAGCUGUUUAUGAUGAAGGCCUAGCUCAGAAAAUCAGUGUGGGACUUUUACGAUCUGAUUACAUAUUGGAUAGUGACUCAAAGAUAAAACAAGUGGAAGUAAACACAAUUGCAUCGAGUUUUGCUGGGUUAUCUGAAGUUGUCACACAGUUGCAUAAAUAUAUUCUCGGAGAACUAGGGUUCACUGAUAAAACUGUCAAUCUUCCAGAAAACCAUUCAGCGACUGGUCUUGCUGAGGGACUGGUCGAUGCCUGGAGUGUUUACAAGAACGAAGAGGCUGUGAUUUUAUUCGUUGUUGAAGAAAUAACGUACAACAUUUCUGACCAGAAGGCUCUUGAAAUAGCCAUUCGCCAGAAAAAUCCUAAAAUCAGGGUGAUUCGAAAGAGUUUUAGAUAUUUAAUUGACAAUGCACAGUUGCGACCUAAUAAAGAGCUGAUUGUGGGAAAUGAUUUAGUGUCAGUUGUGUAUUAUCGAACGGGAUACGAAACAUCUGCCUACCCCACAGACAAAGAAUGGGAGGUGAGAUUGCUGAUCGAACGCUCUCGUGCCAUCAAAUGUCCCUCCAUACAGUACCACCUAGCUGGUACAAAAAAAGUCCAGCAAGUUUUAUCGCAACCUGGAGUUUUGAGAAAAUUUCUCAGUGAAAAUGAAGCUGCAAAACUUCAGGACGCGUUUGUGGGACUUUAUUCCCUCGAUUUCGAUAAACAUGGAGAGCACGCAGUGGAGAUGGGGAUCUCCAGCCCCGAAAAAUACGUCCUAAAACCACAGCGUGAAGGCGGCGGUAACAAUGUCUACGGAAUCAACGUGAAGACAAAAUUAGAAUCGAUGAGGAACUCGAAGGAGCGAAUUGCCUGGAUCCUCAUGGAAUUGAUCAGAACUCCACUCCAGAGGAACUACCUCAUAUCCCCUGACCUUCCGAGGCCGUCUCUCCAGGAUUUUGCCUCUGAACUGGGGAUCUACGGAGUCAUCCUUGGAGAUGACAAUGACAUCAAGGUAAACAGACAAGUUGGCCACGUGAUACGGACGAAGCCUUUUGGGGAGAACGAAGGCGGAAUAAUUGCUGGGGCAGGGGCCCUCGACACCCCCUAUCUACAGCCCUAAGCCCUGUAUGUUUAAUUUUCAAUUGAGAAUUAAAUCAAAAUAUUUUUAUUAAAUAAAUGACGAACCCGAGUUGAGUGCUGAUCUCUGUUGUUGGCAAACUCGAAUAGAUGAAGGAGGAAAAAAAAUAAACAAAAAAUAAUAAUAAUUAAUAAUAAAAAAUAAUAUUAUUAUUAAUAUUAUUAUCAAUUAUUAAUAAUAAUUUGUUCAAUAGUCGUUGCACUAAAUCUCAUCUUUCAGAGUGAAAAUUUAAUUUAAGAAAAAAUGGAUGAAAACGAAAUUAGACGAAAAGCAAUUGGACGAAUAAAAAAAUCAAUUUUUUUUAAUACUUGUAAUUUGGAUAAACAUCCUUAAAAAGUGCCUGAGUCAAACGACUCAAUCUCCCCCUUGCCCUCUCCCAACAACAACUCACACGAUCUCUCAGUAAAAACUCUUUGUAUUUACUUAUCUAAACUUACAUAAUUUUGGUAGAUAAAAUAUACAAUUGAAGUGCGAAAUUUC